Messenger RNA from Drosophila grimshawi, 1414 nucleotides. RefSeq names its product trimethylguanosine synthase (gene Tgs1). Gene Ontology annotation, biological process: 7-methylguanosine cap hypermethylation; 7-methylguanosine RNA capping. Gene Ontology annotation, molecular function: RNA cap trimethylguanosine synthase activity. The record is from RefSeq and is a predicted model, not a curated record. The transcript has a single exon. Bases 1 to 1317 code for a protein of 438 amino acids. Lineage: Eukaryota; Metazoa; Arthropoda; Insecta; Diptera; Drosophilidae. Gene Ontology annotation, cellular component: nucleus.
AUGAACUCGCAUUAUUUGAGUACAUCGCGCAACAAUCCUCAGCUUUACGCGUUUUCGCAGCUCUUUGAGUCAUCCGGCUACGUCGAUUUGCAGCCGGAGUGGAAGGAGCAGGUGCAGCAAACAGCUUGGCUUGAAUUCUGGCGACGUGAGGGGCACGAAUUGCUCGAGGUGAACUGGCACAGGCAACAUCCCGACUACAAGUUGGCAAUUGAGCUGGCCAGCGUUGAGGAGCGCGCAUCCUGGCAACAAUUGUGGGAGGAACACGCCUCCGAUCAGAGCGCAGUCUUCUGGCAUAUUUUUAGCUGUGCCCUCGAUAACUAUGAACAGGAUCUGAUAAAUGGACUGCGAGGCGUUGAGCAAUCCUUAAAAGAAAUAGAUGAGAACUUGACACACUUGUAUAUUGAGCGAAGCGAGAGCAGCGAUUCAGAGUCGCUCGACGAUGAGCAGCAGCAGCUAAGAUUGCUUGGCCUGCCUACGUCAUUUGGUGUACAAACUGAGAGGAUUAAGCAUAAAUCAAAGCGGCAACCUGCCAACGAAUCGGAAAGUGAAUGCGACGCCAAUUCACUUAAUAUGGACAACGAUAACAACGAGAUUCUGCACGCUGUGCAAACGCGGACCAUCAAGAAAACUAAAGACAAGAAGAAGAACAACAAAUCGAGAAUACCACAUUUUAUGAGAGACAAUGAGAAACCGUUGUUAAAGUAUUGGUUAAAGCGCUUUUCACUGUUUUCCCGCUUUGAUCAGGGCAUACAAUUGGAUCCAGAAAGUUGGUACUCUGUGACACCAGAAAAAGUUGCGAGGCAAACGGCCCGUCGACUGGCCUGCGAUGUCAUCGUGGAUGCCUUCUGCGGAUGCGGCGGCAACGCCAUACAAUUUGCCAAGACUUGCGGCCGGGUAAUCGCCAUUGACAUAGAUGCCGGUAAAUUGGCGAUGGCAAAGCAUAAUGCUGGCAUUUAUGGGGUGGCGCACAAGAUUGACUUUAUACAGGCGGAUUUCCUGCAGUUUGCCAGCAGCACCAGCUUGCGACCAGACGUAGUUUUCCUUAGUCCGCCGUGGGGUGGGCCGGAUUAUCUGAAGCAAGCCAAUUUUGAUAUUGAGCAGUGUCUGUUGCCGCUGGGCGCCAAACAGUUGAUUCAAUAUGCGCGACGUCUUACGAACAACAUUGGAUUCUUUCUGCCCCGCAACUCGAACCUUAAGCAGGUGAUUGCACUCACCCACCCGGGCCAGCAAUGCGAGAUGGAGUACAACUAUUUGAAUGUUCGUCUGGUUGCGAUAACAGCGUACUAUGGCGAUAGCUUGAUUAUUCCCAAAAAAUAAGUUUUAAAAUUAGUCUUAGCAUUUUAGUACCAAAAGUACAUAGGAACGAGUUAAAUUACUUACAUAAUAUCAAAUAAAAUAUAAUAUAAUGUAUAAA